UAAUUGUAACAGAAAAAAGUAAAAUUAUAAAACUACUCGCGUCUCGGCGAAGAGGCAGACGAACAUUCCGUCCCCAUUCCAUCGGUAACAAUGGAGGCGCGUCAUGCAUCUCUUGGUCGACGAACGUUGGAGGAAAUUCGCCAAAAGAGAGCGGCAGAGAGAUUGAGCAAAACCUCUUCGGGAGCAGAUUUAACCAAGGUUCCCAGCACCUCCGAGCUUGCGAACAAGGCCGAGAGCGGUAAUAGGCUCUCUGAGACAGAUUUUAGUGCUUUAUUGUCUCAACUGAAAGGUCUGCAAAACAAGAACACCGAGUUGGAGGAAGAAAACAGGAAAAUAACUUUGAAGCUUCAGACGAUGGAAACUGAUAAUGGUGCAAUGCGCAAGCAGUUGAAUGAUCUGGAGCAAAACACAGUGCCAUCUCUACGUAAGGCUCUGAAAGAUGUUGCAAUGGAAAAAGAUGCCGCAGUUGUUGCACGGGAGGACCUUUCAGCACAGCUUCGUACCCUGAAAAAACGUCUUAAGGAAGCUGAAGAUGAGCAAUAUCGUGCUGAGGAAGAUGCAGCAGCAUUAAGAGCAGAAUUGAACUUAAUUCAGCAGCAAUCAAUGACUAAUACAGUUAGCACAAUUCCAUCAUUUGGUAAUCCACCAGAUCAUUUUCAAAUUCAAAGAUUACAAAAGGAGCUAGAUGAUUUAAAACUGGAACUGCAGCGAGAAUCACUGUUGAGGCACCAGGAGCAGGAACAAUUAGCAAAAGAGCAGGCCCGCAGUGCCUCAUUGAUGUCUCAAAAUGAGGAGUUGGAAGAGAAACUUAAGUCAAUACCUAUAGUGGCUCCAGAAGUCUCAGAUCCAGCUGCUCCCAAAGCAUUUUCUUUGGAAGACAAGCAGAAACUUGAUAUCCGGUUGCAUGAUAUGGCUUUAGCUAUUGAAAGACUGGAAAGUAGUAGGCAGAAACUUCUAAUGGAGAUUGACUCACAAUCUACAGAAAUUGAGAGGCUUUUUGAGGAAAAUUCCAACCUUUCAAAUUCAUACCAAGAGGCAAUUCAAGCAUCUAUGAGAUGGGAAAACCAGGUGAUGGAGUGUCUUAAGCAAAAUGAAGAGCUUCGUGGGAUUCUAAAUAAUUUGAGAAACGAACAGGCUAGGGGCUUGCCAGACUCUUCUAAAAACGGAGCACAUGAGAUUCCUUCCUUGGGAUCAACAGAAGAGAUGACAUCUAUGAAGGGCCAACUUGUGAAGGAACAGAGGAGAGCAGAGGCACUCUCGGCAGAAGUCAUGCAGCUUUCUGCUCAACUCGAACAAUUCAAGCAAGCAUAUGACGGUCUUACACGAUUCUAUAGGCCAGUGCUGCGCAACAUUGAAAGCAAUCUCAUAAAAAUGAAGCAAGACACCUCUUUGGCUGUACAAUGAUGGCUAUGAGCAGUUGCAUGAUGAUAUUUCGGUUGUGAAUGUAAAGCCCUUGUUGGAAGACAUGAUUUUGCAAUGUCCACAGAAUUAUUUUUUACCAUUUGUUUCAAGGCAUUAUGAAUUUAUGGGGAUGGGUGUGGGAUAGAGGGCAUCAAACCCAUCUCCUCAUAAUAGAGAAAGCCACAUCCUUAUAUUAUAUUUUACCAAUUUAUCCCUGACUUUUAAUAAAUGAUGU
Vigna umbellata (rice bean) is the source of this 1636-nucleotide messenger RNA. RefSeq names its product myosin heavy chain-like protein. NCBI's taxonomy places the organism in Eukaryota, Viridiplantae, Streptophyta, Magnoliopsida, Fabales, Fabaceae. The record is from RefSeq and is a predicted model, not a curated record.